This is a messenger RNA of Mollisia scopiformis, 1172 nucleotides long. RefSeq lists its product as uncharacterized. Bases 109 to 1050 code for a protein of 313 amino acids. Lineage: Eukaryota; Fungi; Ascomycota; Leotiomycetes; Helotiales; Mollisiaceae. The record is from RefSeq and is a predicted model, not a curated record. The transcript has 4 exons.
UUCUCAAAAUCGCGAGUGUCUUGACCUCGAGGCUCGAAAGCGUUCCCGCUGCACGAAUCCAUUAUUUCUGCAACAACACUAUUCGUAACGCAGAUCGUCCAAUUCGACAUGGAAAACAUCCGACACGACCCAAAUUAUAUCCGCAUAGAGUUUCCUCUCGGCGCGCAGAAGUCUAAAUGCAAUCCAACACCUCAACAGAGAGCAGUUUACAAUUUCCACGAAGCGCGGCGCAGCAAUGAAGCCUUGGAUAUAUACGCAUCUACAUGGUUCGAGAGAACAGAAAACUUCCUGGAGCAUGCACGUCCUACUGCACAAAGUACAGUGUUAAAGGAUUGGGAUAUGAUUAGAGAUCUUGACUUUGGGGAAUUCUAUCUUGCUCAUCCAAUCGCAGGCUAUUCCUUAUGGCAGUUUAUCCAUGCGUGUGACGAACUUGAUGCAACCGUCUCUGGUUCAUCGAAAAUUGAAUCUUUGUUGGGGCUCAAGCCAUUCCAGUUCUUGGAGAAUAGUGAAAGGCAAGAGAUAUGGCGGAAGUCUUUAGAUCAUGUGAAGAAAGAGGUUGAGGGUGGAAGUCGUCGUGGAGAAUAUCUCCUCCAGAAAUUACACUUGAUCUUUAACGACCUGGAGAAGCUGGACAGUGCUUUCCAACCGCUCCACGAAACCUUUCUUGGCAACCUCGAGGGCAAGUAUCUUGCAGACCGUAUGAUGAAAACGAUUUGUACAGCCUACGAUUGGAGGCGUCAGAUGAUUGCCAAUCUUUCUCUCAUCGACGACCCCGCAGACGUUGCGCACAGCAGUUAUGAGCUGUCAGAAACUGAAGAUCUUACCAGUUCAAGGGCACAGAAGUUGGAGAUAAGGGGAACAUCACGCCAUCGCCCGAAGUCUCAAAUGAAGAAGAAGCGUGCUAAUCGGCGGAAAACUCAAUCGAGAGUAGUUAACUCGCCAAUGACAAGUUCUCGUGCAUCUACGACAGUCAUUUCUGGCUUCUCCGUCUGGCCGUUGCUUGUUCUCGUAAUCGCUCUAGCUCUAUACAUGUACAUGUACAUUUUGUAAUAAGCAAAAGGUCGCGCAUUUCAGACAGUGGUGGACUCCAUUUCAUGUCAUAAAUUGAGAGCCGUGGAAACGGAGAGUGCAGAGUGUUGCUGCUGGUUCAUAGCAUCGGCUUAAGAUGUUCA